Debaryomyces hansenii CBS767 is the source of this 711-nucleotide messenger RNA. Its product is annotated as DEHA2D00880p. The coding region runs from base 1 to 711 and encodes 236 amino acids. The transcript has a single exon. The record is from RefSeq and is a predicted model, not a curated record. Gene Ontology annotation, molecular function: glyoxalase III activity. Lineage: Eukaryota; Fungi; Ascomycota; Pichiomycetes; Serinales; Debaryomycetaceae.
AUGGUUAAAGCAUUAAUAGCAGUGACAUCGCAUCAUGAUACAUUUUACGAGAACGGGUCCAAAACAGGGGUAUUUGUGAGCGAGGCAUUACACCCAUUUUUGGUAUUUAAAGAAAACAAUAUUGAAUCAGAUUUUGUCUCUGAAAAUGGAACCUUUGGAUAUGACGUAAACUCGCUUGAUCCUAUGUUUCUUAAUGGAAAAGAUUUGGAUGUAUUCAAUAAUAAAAGUUCCGACUUCAAUGUCUCAAUUUCAAAUAUGAAAAAGGCUUCGCAAAUAAAUCCAGACGAAUAUCAAAUUAUAUUUUUUCCUGGAGGCCAUGGUACAGCUUUUGAUUUUCCCCAAGCCGAGGGGUUGCACAAAGUUGCUCAGAAUAUUUGGAAGAACAACGGCAUAAUAGCUGCUGUUAGUCACGGUUCCAAUAUUUUCGAUGGAUUAUACGACCCAGAAAACCCCAGUAAAUUAUUGGUUGAAAGCAAAACAAUUACUGGAUUCACCCAUGAGGGAGAGGAAAUUAUUGGUGUUGAUCGAACGUUGAAAAAAGAUCAUCUUGGUUCGAUUGAAGAAUUAUGUAAGAGAUUGGGUGCAAAUUUUAGUCGGCCAGAUGCACCUUUUGAAGAGCAUGUAGUAACUGAUGGCAGAAUUAUAACAGGCUCUAAUCCAGCGUCUGCAGUAUCUACAGCACUUAAGGCUGUUGAAUUAGUGGGGUCAUGA